UGUCAACGAAACCUCACUUUGGAAAACGAUUAAAAUUUUGAGCAUUGUUUUUUUAGUGUUUUGAGUGAAAAAUACACAAAAUCUAGGACAAAAUGCCUCGUAUUAUGAUAAAAGGAGGUGUUUGGCGCAACACUGAGGAUGAAAUUCUCAAAGCGGCUGUAAUGAAAUAUGGCAAAAACCAAUGGUCCCGAAUUGCGUCUUUAUUACAUCGCAAAUCAGCAAAACAAUGUAAAGCUCGUUGGUAUGAAUGGCUUGAUCCGAGCAUCAAAAAGACAGAAUGGUCUAGAGAGGAGGACGAAAAAUUGUUGCAUUUGGCCAAAUUGAUGCCGACACAGUGGCGCACGAUUGCUCCAAUUAUUGGCAGAACAGCAGCUCAAUGUUUGGAGCGAUACGAAUAUUUGUUGGAUCAGGCACAGCGAAAAGAGGAAGGCGAUGAUGGCUUGGACGAUCCCAGGAAAUUAAAACCGGGCGAAAUCGAUCCAAAUCCCGAGACAAAACCAGCACGGCCAGAUCCAAAAGACAUGGACGAAGAUGAGUUGGAGAUGUUGUCGGAAGCAAGAGCCCGUUUAGCGAAUACGCAAGGCAAAAAGGCAAAACGUAAGGCAAGAGAAAAGCAAUUGGAAGAGGCUCGACGACUUGCUGCCUUGCAAAAACGCAGAGAAUUGCGAGCAGCUGGUAUCGGCUUAGGAAAUCGAAAGAGACGUAUAAAGGGAAUUGACUACAAUGCUGAAAUUCCGUUCGAAAAGAAACCAGCUGCUGGUUUUUAUGACACUUCCGAGGAACAUAUUACUCCGAUUGCUGCCGAUUUUUCAAAGUUACGACAACAAAAUUUGGAUGGCGAACGAAGAGAUGAAAAAGAAGCCCGUGAACGCCGUAAAGAUAAAGAAAAACUGAAGAAACGCAAGGAAAACGAUAUUCCUCUGGCAAUGUUGCAGAACCAAGAGCCUGCCAAAAAGAGGUCGAAACUCGUGCUGCCAGAGCCUCAAAUUUCGGAGCAAGAGCUGCAACAAGUGGUAAAGUUAGGACGUGCUAGUGAAGUGGCCAAAGAAGUAGCAUCAGAAAGUGGAAUUGAAACAACAGAUGCAUUACUUGCUGAUUACUCCAUAACUCCGUCGCAAGUUUCGAUGACACCGCGCACUCCAGCUCCCAUCACGGAUCGCAUAAUGCAAGAAGCUCAAAAUAUCAUGGCGUUAACACACGUUGAGACCCCGUUGAAAGGUGGUAUUAAUACGCCUUUGCACGAAACGGAUUUCUCUGGAGCUUUACCAAAACAACAGGCUCUUCAAACUCCCAACACGGUGAUUGCGACACCAUUCCGCUCAACACGAACUGAUGGCGGUGGCAAUACGCCGGGAUUUUUGACGCCAGCAAGUGGUGCUCUGAUGCCAGUAGGAGGUACAAGUGGCCAAGCAACACCGUCUCUGGUACGCGACAAGCUGAACAUUAAUCCCGAUGAGGCAUUGGAUGUCGGUAGCACUCCAGCUGCCUUAAAACACUAUCAAAAGCAUGUCAAAUCAAGUUUGAGAGAAGGAUUGGCUUCGCUGCCAACGCCAAAGAACGACUAUGAAAUCGUUGUACCGGAAAAUGAAGACCAAGCAAUGGAACAAGAUGCCGAAAAGGAGGAUGUUGUCGAAGAUCAAGCUGAUAUUGAUGCGCGGCACGUAGCAGAAGCAAAAGCUAAACGUGCACGAGAACUUGCUUUGCGUUCGCAAGUUAUUCAACGAACGCUUCCACGUCCACAAGAUAUCAAUAUGACAGUUUUACGUCCUCAUUCCGAAAUGCAGGGACUAAAUGACCUGCAAAAAGCCGAAGAAUUGGUGAAACAAGAAAUGAUAACGAUGUUGCAUUACGAUGCCCUUCACGAUCCAGUGCCAUCAGUCAAUCCCAACAAAAAAACCACAAAUGCUCCUCAUCUUCAAUAUCUCGAGCAACAUCCAUAUCGCCCUGCAGACCCGGAAGACAUGAAAGUCGCGAAAGAAAUGCUGGAGGAGGAAAUGCAAACAGUCAAAGUUGGCAUGGCACACGGAGACCUUUCACUCGAAUCUUAUACACAAGUAUGGGAAGAAUGUCUCAGCCAAGUUUUGUACCUACCCAGUCAGAAUAGAUACACACGCGCCAACUUGGCAAGCAAAAAAGAUCGUAUCGAAUCUGCGGAAAAACGAUUGGAGCAGAAUAGAAAGCACAUGGCGAAGCAAGCAAAAUUGUGCGGAAAAGUUGAGAAAAAACUGAAAAUUCUGACGGGAGGCUAUCAAGCACGGAAUCAAGCGUUACAAAAGCAAUUUUUGGAGACUUGUGAGCAAAUUGAGCAAAGUCAACUAGCACUCUCAACCUUUAAAUAUCUCGCGGCACAAGAAGACUUGGCGAUACCGAAACGUAUUCAGGCUUUAACGGACGACGUUGAUCGACAAAUGGAACGUGAAAAGGUCUUGCAAGCGAAAUAUGCUAGUCUGUGCGAGGAAUUAGAGGCGCUGAACAGUAAUUCUGAGAUUACUGAUCAACAAGUUGAAACGCCGCAAGGGGAAAAUGAUCAAGUACCAUCUUUUGAGUAGAUAAAUAGGUUCUCACAAUUUCAUCAUUUUUUGUCUAAAAAUAUUGAAUAAUAAAAUUUAAAAAUGUAAUAAAACCGCGCGAAUAUCUUUUCUAAAAAUAUUUUUCACAAAGUUAUAUACUAAACUUGAUUUAUGCAGAACAAUGCAAAUAAUUAAACUACAAAGCAAUUAAU
This is a messenger RNA of Culicoides brevitarsis, 2722 nucleotides long. RefSeq names its product cell division cycle 5-like protein (gene Cdc5). Gene Ontology annotation, cellular component: Prp19 complex; spliceosomal complex. The transcript is spliced from 3 exons. Lineage: Eukaryota; Metazoa; Arthropoda; Insecta; Diptera; Ceratopogonidae. Gene Ontology annotation, biological process: regulation of transcription by RNA polymerase II; mRNA splicing, via spliceosome. The record is from RefSeq and is a predicted model, not a curated record. The coding region runs from base 93 to 2549 and encodes 818 amino acids. Gene Ontology annotation, molecular function: RNA polymerase II transcription regulatory region sequence-specific DNA binding; DNA-binding transcription factor activity, RNA polymerase II-specific.